GGCUCAUAGAAGGAAAGGGGGAACAUGGCGGCGCGUGCUGGGGGGUAGAGAGCAGAGGGCGCCGCCAUUUUGUUGUACGGCAAAAAGAGGAAGGGGAGUGACGUAGUUCCGGUGGGGUCUGAGCGCGGAGUUUGAGCGGGCCCCCAGGACAUCCUCGUGCCCCAAUUUCGGAGCCCGACCAGCUCCAGGACUUCUCGGAGCCCCCUUCCAGCAGCGCGAGGAAGAAGAGGCCCCGUGAGGAAGCCGCCUCCCGGGAAGAAGGAGGGAUGACGUCUGCGUUCCCACUCUUACCCAAGGCUUGGAGGGAGAUGGAGAAAGGGAAAUCAAACUCAGAGGACGGGGUUUUGGCUCACCUGGAGAGGCUGGAGGCGCAGGCUCGCGAGUCGGCCCUGAAGCAAGAAGAAAAGGAGCAGCAAGAGGAAAAGCUGGCUGGGCUGAAGGCCAGGGUGCAGGAGCUGAGAGCCCAGAGGGACGAGCUGCGGGCAAAACUGGAGCUGCAGCAAAAGAGGCUUCUGGAGAAAGAAGGUGUCAAGACAGAUCCAGAGCAGCCCAGCGCUCAGGCUGUCUUGGAGUGGAAGAUACGAAGCAUGAAGGACCUGCUGCAGCUCUUCUACCUCACAGGGAUCAGCGGGAAGCUGACCAAGCGGGGCGUGUGCUUCUGCAUCAGCACUGCUUACGAGGGCACCUACCUGCACUCCUACUACCUGGACGUCCUCACCAAGCCCGAGGUGCAGAUCCAACGCCACUCGGUGCCCACCUUCAUCCCCCUGGAGCAGAUUGCCAGGAGGCACCUGCAGACGGACAUCAGGCGAUUUUUGGCUGUCCUCUCCGACCACCUCAACGCUUACGCUGGCCGGAGGUACCAGGCGGACCAGUUGCAGGAGCGUUUUUCAGACCGCCUGGAAGGGCCCUUGCAGAGGAACUCCCUGUGUAACUUGCUGGUCUUCCACUACAACGUCUCAGGUGACAACGGGAGCUUUCUGUUCAGCGCCAAGCUGCUUUACUCAGAUCUCUGCUGCAGCCUCCCCACCGAAGCCAUCGUUUCGUGCACGCCCAACGCUCCCACGGAGCUGGCAGCGAUGGCAGCAGCUCACUCGGAGACGUUUCGCCGCCUGGCCCUGCACAAAGCCUUCGACUCGUUCAGCAAAGCUGAAGAAACCCAGGACCAAGCACUGAUAAGUCCCCCGGGCUCUCCCCAGUAACUCUCCUCCCCUGCCGGGCGUGCUCUCAACAAGAAAAUGCUUCCCACGGGCCCAGCGCUGUUGCUGGGAUCCCCCUGAGGAGCACUUGGCUCGCUUGGAAUCGAGAGCAACGUUUCCUGGAGGCUUUUUGGGGGUCUGGUGUAGGAGAUUUCACACCAGCAGUGGCUUUGGACAUUCUUUGUUCCUUCUCUUUGGGCACGGGACAGUUUUCGUGGUGUCCUGUCUGUGCGCUUCCAAGUUUGGGUCAGAUCUUAAAAACUUGGUGUUCUUACGGGAGUAUUUUUAAGGCUUAAUCAUUUCAGUGACAUAGAACUUCUGUGCCCGCAGGGUUUAUGUCCUGGGGUGCAAACAGCCUCAGCUGCCUGAAUUUUGGGCGAGGCUGCAGAUUUCUCCCUGCAUCAGCAUCGCUCCUGUUCCACCUGGGUGCUGCUUGCACCAGCGGCCAGGUCCUGCGAGUGCAGGGAUGGAACGGGGAACAGCACGGGCUGAGGAUGGGGAUUUUUUUUCUUCCCUUUUGAGGGAUGGGGUAGGGAUUCAACUCCUUUAUCAUCAAAUUGUGGUUCCCAGCGUUUCGGGUCUCUGCUGCCAGAGCCAGCUGAGCCCCAACAAGGGAAAAAGAAGCAAAGCAUCGUCCUUCCCUUUGGGGACCCCUUCAAAUAUUCCCCUGGAGAGGCUGUGGAGCCCUUCUCGCUGCACCUCCGACCCCAGAACACAGCAGACUUUGAAACCAGGCUUUGAAAUUCAACUGCUUUCUAUUCAAGAAACUAGCGGCGUAAUUAAUUACACCCCGGGCUUGCCUCCUCUCCCCCCUGCUCCCCUCUUCCACCAGCAGCCGAGCCCAGCGAGCUCUGCCCCGGGGAGCGAAUGGGCACAGUUAAAAAUAUAAAUGUUAAUCUGUACUUUUUAUAUAUAUAUAUAUAUAAUAUAUAUUUAUAUAUCUUAAAUACACAAUAUCAGUU
This is a messenger RNA of Anas platyrhynchos (mallard), 2161 nucleotides long. It is a transcript of the gene CENPO, whose product is annotated as centromere protein O. Gene Ontology annotation, cellular component: Mis6-Sim4 complex; kinetochore. NCBI's taxonomy places the organism in Eukaryota, Metazoa, Chordata, Aves, Anseriformes, Anatidae. The record is from RefSeq and is a predicted model, not a curated record.